CAGUUUCCUGCCCCUAAAGCUGGGGAGACGCGUUCACUGCUGGUCACUGACUGCGGCGAGAACCCAGCAGACACAUCAUUAUGGUCCCCUCUCAUUUCUGGCUGGUUGUUGCCUUGCUCGUUAAGGGCGUCUUUUCAGAAGAUAAAGACAAACCCAAGGCAGUUGAGAGAGAUGACAGUCUGUACCUGAUAAGCGACAAGGGCUACACAUGGCAAAAGGAUGGCGUAAUGUUGGCUAACAGUACAGACCUAAACUUGGGCUCUUUAUGGAACGAUCCUCGUGGAGUCUACUGCCGUAUCAACAGUAAUACUGAGAAAAAGGAUUGUGUCCAUGUGUAUGUGAGACGGUGCAUGAACUGCAUAGAGCUGGACCCGGGAACCAUUGCUGGCUUUGUUGUGGCGGAUGUCAUCAUGAUCGGUCUUAUCACUAUGGCGGUAUAUUUUGUUUCUGGCUCGGAGACACGUCGACCAGGACGAGCUUCUGACAAACAAAAUCUGAUUGAAAAGGAUUCUGACUAUCAGAUAUUGGGACACCGUGAUGAUGACCAGUACAGCCAUCUUGCAACUAGACCUAAAAGAGGAGGCUACUGAUAGCGCCGGGCACUGGAUGUGUUUGCGUUCUCUUAACAUUUCGCAAUGUUGUUGCUGUCUUCGGUAGAUGUUUUUGACGUACAGCAAUGGAAACUUUUCUCUGUUCUUGUCUGUUUUUCUGUGCUGAUUAAAUACACGAAAACAACGGAAA
This is a messenger RNA of Bufo gargarizans (Asiatic toad), 741 nucleotides long. Its product is annotated as T-cell surface glycoprotein CD3 gamma chain-like. Gene Ontology annotation, biological process: cell surface receptor signaling pathway; positive thymic T cell selection. The record is from RefSeq and is a predicted model, not a curated record. Gene Ontology annotation, cellular component: alpha-beta T cell receptor complex; external side of plasma membrane. Gene Ontology annotation, molecular function: transmembrane signaling receptor activity. The transcript has 6 exons. Lineage: Eukaryota; Metazoa; Chordata; Amphibia; Anura; Bufonidae. The coding region runs from base 81 to 590 and encodes 169 amino acids.